CAUGGCGCGGAAGAGGCGAGGCCUGACCCGGAAGAGGUGGAGGGUUGUGUCGGCGGCGGGAUAGGAGGCCGCCCCGUUCUUUCCUCUCGCCUCAGUGCGGUCUUGGGCGAAAAGGUGUGUUUCACGUCGAGGGCAACUCCGCAAAGCCGCUUGGUCGGGAGGAGGAGGCCCAGCCUUGGGAGGCUUCCCCUUCGGACUCUUGAGGAAGAGCUCUCCUCUGCCUGUCCCCUCCCCGCCCACGAGUGUGUGUGUGUGCUUCUGAGAGGCCCCUCUCCUUCCUCAUGCCUCUUCCCCCCUCUUCCUCCUUCUCCCUCGUUUCUCCCUUGGCGAAGGCCCCUCGGUGAGCAGCCCCCCGCCAUGCAGAGUGGGGAGGCCCUCGCCGUGGUCCCCUCCCCGGCCCAAGCCCCCCCGCCUCUCCCCGCCCCGGCCAUGAAGGCCUCGGAGAGCGGCGAGGGCAAGGCGGAGCCCCCGGCCCAGAACUGCCCCAGCAAGGCCAGCACCGCCAGCAGCAGCAGUAGCAGCAGCGGGCUCAGCAGCCUCAGCCGGGGAAGCGCCGCCGCCGCCGCCACCAAGGCCUGGCAGUACAGUGAUCACAUGGAAAAUAUUUCUGGAUACCUAAUGAAAUACACAAAUCUAGUCACAGGAUGGCAAUAUAGGUAUUUUGUCUUAAACAAUGAAGCUGGCCUUCUGGAGUAUUUUGUAAAUGAACAGUCCAGAAAUCAAAAGCCUAGAGGGACCUUACAGCUGGCAGGAGCAGUCAUCUCCCCUAGUGAUGAAGAUUCACAUACCUUCACAGUGAACGCUGCUAGUGGGGAACAAUAUAAACUAAGAGCUACUGAUGCCAAAGAACGGCAGCACUGGGUCAGCAGGCUUCAGAUAUGCACACAGCAUCAUACUGAAGCAAUUGGAAAGAACAAUCCUCCUCUGAAAUCUCGCAGCUUCUCCCUUGCAUCUCAAGGCAGUGGCUCUCCCGGUGUGCAGAGAAGGCCCAGCCAAAAUGCAGCCUCUUUUUUUAAUGUUGGUCAUCACAGGUUACCAGCUGGGAAGAGAAUUCCCAUUCUGCAGCCAGAUCACUUAAUUGACGUACGAGAGAAGAUGUAUCAAGCUGAGGGACAGCAAAGAGACCUUGUAAGAAGCAUAGAAUGCCUUCCUACUUCUGGUCAUUUUUCUUCCUUGGACCAAGAUCUGCUGAUGCUUAAAGCAACUUCCAUGGCAACAAUGAAUUGCUUAAAUGAUUGCUUCCACAUUCUCCAACUACAGCAUGCAUCACAACAGAAAGGAUCCCUAUCUAGCGGAACAACUAUCAGUUGGUUGGAACCCAAGAUUUCGCUGCCAAACCACUUCAGAAAUGGAACAGAUCAGAAUUUCUCAGCUGAUCAAAACAAGCCAUCAUCAGUCACAGAGGAAGAGACUAUAUCAGGAUCCGUUCAACUAACUAGGGAACCAGAGGAAAUAAAUCCAGAUGAAGAAGUGGAAGAUACAUGUGACAAUAAAGAAGAUGACCUUGGAGCUGUGGAAGAGCAACGUAGUGUCAUCUUACAUCUUCUGUCUCAACUCAAACUUGGCAUGGACUUAACAAGAGUGGUUCUUCCUACUUUUAUUUUAGAGAAACGCUCUUUGUUGGAAAUGUAUGCCGAUUUCAUGUCCCACCCGGAUCUCUUCAUUGCAAUUUCAAAUGGCAGCAGCCCUGAGGAGAGGAUGAUCCGCUUUGUCGAGUAUUACCUCACUUCCUUUCAUGAAGGCCGCAAAGGGGCGAUUGCAAAAAAGCCAUACAAUCCAAUCAUUGGGGAAACAUUUCACUGCUCAUGGAAGAUGGCAAAGAGCCAUGUACCAUCCGACACAAAUAGUAACUCUUCCUCCCAUUCCCUUUGUGAACAAGGGACUCUCUCAGAAGAUUCACAGGACCAAGCAGAGUCGGACUGUUACACGGUCAGAUUUGUAGCAGAACAAGUAUCUCAUCAUCCUCCAGUCUCAGGGUUUUAUGCUGAAUGUGUGGAGAGGAAGAUGUGCGUUAACGCUCAUGUCUGGACAAAAAGUAAAUUCUUAGGCAUGUCAAUAGGAGUGACGAUGGUUGGGGAAGGUAUUUUAAGUCUACUGGAACAUGGGGAGGAAUAUACAUUUUCCUUGCCUUGUGCGUACGCUCGAUCAAUUUUAACUGUCCCUUGGGUAGAACUGGGAGGAAAAGUCAGUGUUAAUUGUGCAAAAACAGGAUAUUCUGCAAGUAUUACUUUUCACACAAAACCCUUCUAUGGUGGCAAGCUUCAUCGAGUUACUGGUGAAGUGAAGCAGAAUUCUACCAACACUGUGGUUUGUAGAGUACAAGGCGAAUGGAACAGUAUCCUUGAAUUCACCUACAACAACGGGGAAACAAAAUGCAUGGAUUUGACAAAGUUGUCUGUGACAAGGAAGCGAGUGCGACCCAUUGAGAAGCAAGGGCCAUUUGAAUCCAGGAAACUGUGGCAGCAUGUGACAGAAUCCUUGAGGGAUGGGGACAUUGACAAGGCAACAGAGCAUAAGAAAGCCCUUGAGGAACAGCAGAGAAAUGAGGAGCGGCUUCGAGCUGAGACAGGCACACCCUGGCAGACGAAGUAUUUUGUUAAAGAUGGAGAUGGUUGGGUUUAUUAUAACCCCCUUUGGAAAAGAAUGGCUGCCAUACAAAAUCAAGAAGUGGACAACAAUUAGAUGGAGUUUGAUCAACAGUAAUCUUCACACAUGUCUAAUCCCUGCAACUUCCAAAAUGCUGUAUCUCACUUCAGAGUCCUUGGGGAUUUUUAUAUAAUUGCACAAAACUAAGUAAGCAUAUAAAGGCAUAAAA
Molecule: messenger RNA, 2815 nt
Organism: Anolis sagrei ordinatus
Lineage: Eukaryota; Metazoa; Chordata; Lepidosauria; Squamata; Anolidae
Gene: OSBPL11
Product: oxysterol binding protein like 11
Cellular component (GO): intracellular membrane-bounded organelle; cytosol; membrane
Molecular function (GO): sterol binding
Source: RefSeq, a predicted model, not a curated record